AUGGGCGCCCUCCCUGGUGACCGCGCGCUACGGGGGAGCGCCAAGAGUCAACACAUGUCUGCCGUCCAUGUGCUGUCCAGCACAGAGUCUCUUCUCCUGAUUCCUGACACUACCGGCUCCAUAUUGGGGAAAGACAAAUUAUAUGGUGCCUACUGUCGCCUGUCGGGCAAAGGAAUAAGCCAGCUCUAUGGAGAGGCGAGGCUGCUUACAAUAUGA
Molecule: messenger RNA, 216 nt
Organism: Knipowitschia caucasica
Lineage: Eukaryota; Metazoa; Chordata; Actinopteri; Gobiiformes; Gobiidae
Source: the annotation of a GenBank genome assembly